Molecule: messenger RNA, 690 nt
Organism: Gastrolobium bilobum
Lineage: Eukaryota; Viridiplantae; Streptophyta; Magnoliopsida; Fabales; Fabaceae
Product: agamous-like MADS-box protein AGL80
Exons: 1
Coding region: 1-690 (229 amino acids)
Biological process (GO): positive regulation of transcription by RNA polymerase II
Molecular function (GO): protein dimerization activity; DNA-binding transcription factor activity, RNA polymerase II-specific; RNA polymerase II cis-regulatory region sequence-specific DNA binding
Source: RefSeq, a predicted model, not a curated record
AUGAGAAAGAAGGUGAAACUUGCGUUCAUUGUCAAUGAUAAAGCAAGGAAGGUAUCAUACAAGAAAAGGCAUAAGGGUCUAUUGAAGAAGCUUGCUGAACUCACCAUUCUUUGUGGGGUUGAGGCAUGUGCUAUAAUUUAUAGUCCAUAUGAAUCUCAGCCAAAGGUUUGGCCAUCCCAAAGGGGGGUCCAAAAGGUGAUCAAAAAGUUCAGGUCUAUUCCUGAAUUUGAGCUAAGCAAGAGGAUGCUGAACCAAGAGAGCUUUAUGAAGCAGAAGGUCCAAAAGGCCAAAGAUCAAUUGGACAAAGUGAGAAAAGACAAUAGGGAGAAGGAGAUGUCUUUGCUCAUGUUUCAAUAUCUUACUGAAGGAAAUAUUAUUGACAAUCUGAGCUUGGUUGAUUUGAAUGAUCUGACAUGUUUGAUCAAUGAGAACCUGAAGGAAAUUGAUUGGAGGAUGAAAGAACUGAACAAGAAGGCUUCAACAACUCAGAACCAAGCUCAGGUGGCAGAACAAGUGGUGGCAGAUGGAGCAACUAGGCAAGCAGAGGAGGCACAAGUGAUGGAUCAUGGCCAAGGGUUUGAGAUGAACAUGGACGCUCCACAAAAUGAGUCAUGGAUUUUGGACUGGAUCAAUGGUGCAGAUGAUGAAGUACUGAUGCCAUUUGGAGAUGCCAAUUACCCCAAAAAUUGA